This is a messenger RNA of Plectropomus leopardus (leopard coralgrouper), 3192 nucleotides long. Its product is annotated as palmitoyltransferase ZDHHC20-B-like. Gene Ontology annotation, molecular function: palmitoyltransferase activity. NCBI's taxonomy places the organism in Eukaryota, Metazoa, Chordata, Actinopteri, Perciformes, Serranidae. The record is from RefSeq and is a predicted model, not a curated record.
ACGUCACCGCCACCUAAUGUCCCACUUGGAUUAAAGAUGGCGCCCUCUCAUGCACUGAGGUGCUGUAAACGGGCUCUAAACUGGGUACCUGUCCUGUUUAUAAACCUCGUCGUCGGUUGGUCUUAUUACGCUUAUGUUGUGGAGCUUUGUGUCUAUACAAUCCCAAGUAAUGCAGAACGAAUCAGUUAUUUGGUUGUAUUUCACAUUGUCCUCACCAUGUUUAUAUGGUCCUAUUGGAAAACUAUCGGGUCCAAACCAGCCAGCCCCUCAAAAGCGUUUGCUCUGCCCAGAGCAGAGAAGGAACUGUAUGAGAGAGAGGAGCGAGCCGAAACGCAACAAGAGAUUCUGAAGAAGGUGGCGAAGAAUUUACCCGUGUAUACACGCACGGCUGGAGGAGCCAUCCGUUAUUGUGACCACUGCCAGGUAAUCAAACCUGACCGCUGCCAUCACUGCUCCACCUGUGAGAUGUGUGUGUUGAAAAUGGAUCAUCAUUGCCCCUGGGUGAAUAACUGUGUUGGAUUCUCAAACUACAAGUACUUUGUCUUGUUCCUGGCCUAUGCCUCACUUUACUGUGCAGUCAUCUGUGCUACAGUCAUCCAGUAUUUCAUCAAAUUCUGGACCAAACAGCUGCCUGACACGCAUGCCAAAUUCCACAUCUUGUUUCUGUUUUUCGUGGCUGCCCUGUUCUUUAUCAGCAUCCUGUCACUUCUCAGCUACCAUCUGUGGCUUGUGGGAAAAAACAGGACCACUAUAGAGGCUUUUAGGGCUCCUGUCUUCACAAACGGUCCAGACAAAAACGGGUUUUCUCUGGGCUUUAGCCGAAAUGCAGCAGAGGUGUUUGGAGACCAAGGAAAGUACUGGUUGUUUCCUGUUUUCUCAAGUCUGGGGGAUGGUCAUUCCUUUGUUACCAGAUUGGUACACAUAGAUCCUGAGAUGGCAAACAGUGUCCUCCAGCAGAAUGGCAAAAGCCUUGCUGAUGGGGACACCAACCCUUCUGUGCUUGGUAACAAUAUACAACACACAGUUGAUGACAGCAAGGAGAAAAUGGAUGGAGCCCAGACAGUCUCUGUUACAAUGGAGAGUGAGCCGUAGCAGGUUGCAGGCACGUCAGUAAACUAUGAUGCCUUAAAGCGGGAGCAUCAGCGCCUCCACAGGAGCCGUCCUCAACCUUGUUUUGAGUGGACAGUGCAGCCUCAAGCCACAUAUUCUGUAUGUACAUUCAAUGGACCACAUUUCAUCCAACGUGCUUUAAACCAGCACCACAACAAUACUGCUAUCAUGUCAACAGGGACUGUACAGUGACCUCGUAGACUGCACCAGUCUGAAGCAAGAGGUGAUUCACAGGUUUCGUCUUUGUUUUUAGCCAAAGACAUUCAAUUAAUGUUUUGUAAUUAUGCAUCUGAAAAACUCUGGGACUGCUUUUUCCCCCUUGUAUGUCCGCAGUGUCUGUGUUUAGCUACAUGGAUUAAUCACAUUAUACAUUCCUAAUAGAGAAUCAUCUGUUAUCAGUAUUAAUCAAGAAUUAAUAACUAAGAUAAAGCAGCAGGAGCCACUAAAGCAAGAUGUGUAUAAGUCACAAAAUGGUGAGACAUUUCAACACUGUCAACAGUGUAAAAAUGAUCAAGCACAGUGCAAUUAUUCAGACUGGUAUUCAGUAUCUGCUGGUCUAAUUUAGCUCACAGUUUACAUGACUGAAAAUAUUUCAAGGUCUUUCUGUUUACACUUUUUACACACAUAUUUAUGUUUUUACAUUUCAGAUUUUCUUAUUAUGAUCACACACAGAGGUGAUGAAAGCUUAAAAUGUGAGGACCAAAUCUAGUUCACCUUGAGUUAUAAUAAUUUAAUUUAAUCUAAUUUAAUUUCAAAUAAAGCGUAACCAAUAGAUCAGUGUAAUUUUCUAUUAGAUUAUAGUUUUGUUGCACUGUAAGUUUUUAAAGAUUUUUUUUGUUUUCAAGCUUUUAUAAAUUAAUUGCAUCGUCGUUAUUGUCAAUUGAUUUUAUGGAUUUUUUUGUUUUUAUUUAUAUAAAUUAUUAAUUUUUUUUAUAUGCACAUUGUCCUCUACCCAGGAAUAUUAUCACUUUUAUAAGUCAGUCUUGAGUGUUUAAAGGGUAACCGGUAUUUUUCAACCCGCAUCCUAUUCACCCGGUUAGAUGUGAAAAUAUGUCAGCUGUAUGCGCCGUUUCCCCCGCUGCUUCUCUAAUGUUCAACCUACCUCUUGCUCUUCUCCUGUUAUUUUCACAUCUAACUAGGCGAAUUGUGGGUUUAUGAACAGUGGAACAGUGGAAAGACGAACCAAAACGGUAUUUCUAUCAACUUUAGAAAAUAUUACUAUUAAUUCAAAUGGAGUCUGGUAGGUUCGGCGACAGCAAUUUCAGGGCUGAUUCUAGUAAAACAAAAAGGAUGACUCUAACUAAAAAGUCUAUCUCUGUAGGCAUCCUUUCCAUAAUUUUGUUAGAAACUUAAAAUAACAAUCUGAGCCUGUCAGUGGAAAAAACAAGCACUUUUAGAGGAUGUAAAGUGAAGAUGCAUAUGUCCAGAGUGAAUACCCAGCAGCUGGUUUCGUGGCUGCCAGUUGCAGACCGCUCCCUUAUUACUGGACCAAUUUCAAAAACUGUUGUUCCCAUUUGUCACUUAGACACAGAAAUGUGGGAAAAUAAGUUGAAGAUACCAGUUACCUUUUAAUGCCAGUGAAUAAACAUGUCUUAAUUGCUUUUUUAGUUUAAUGAUUUAUUUGAGAGUUGGAAAGCAAGAGCACAAAAUGAAACCGCAAAAACAGUUAAAAAUCACUGUCAGAUGUCAGGUAUGUUUGAUCCACUUUGUCCUUGAUCCUCAACCAGGAUAGAUAAGGUAGACUUUAUAUACGGGUAAUGAAAAAGAGGGUUAGCGUCAUGCAUCAUGAAAUCUGUCUGUGCUUCUGGCAGCUGCUUCAUUGUAUUACAUUAAUUGUAGUGUAUUUGAUGCAUAGCAGUGUGGGGUUUUCCUGAAUGAUCAACAGACAAUAGCGUGUAUAUAUUGCUGAGUGAGUGCCAGCCCAUGUGCAGGUGCUCACACUAUCUCACAGUAGUUUAAUAACUAACUUCACAGACUGAUUUCUGCUUAGUGCACCACCCAGUAGCUACUGUUUCAUUGAGACUAAAUGAUUCACGCAGGUUGACCCUCAUUGUUGUGUAGAAAUAAAUGUCAUGUAAGAAA